AUGGGGUCCGGUGCGCUGCGCCUCGGUCUCUUGCUGAUGUUCUUCAUCGAUGCUGGAUUCACUCAAGAGAAACCAAAACCAGUUUUGAAGGUGACUCCGGAUCAGAGUGUGUUCAGAGGAGAGACAGUCACUCUCAGAUGUGACAUACAGACAGAAAACAUUCAGUGGACAUACAGCUGGUUUAAAGAUGGAUACACUUUCUAUCCAACAACAACAACAACAGCAGCAGCAGAGAUCAGUUUCAGAGCUGAUUAUGUGUCUGUCAGUGAAUACAGAUGUAGAGGAGAGAGAUCAGACUCACAGAGAUCAUCAGACACCAGUGAUGCUGUGAAACUGACUGUAUCAGAUUCACCCAGAUCUUCACUGACUGUGACUCCAGACAGAACUGUAUUCACUGGAGAGAGAGUCACUCUGAAGUGUGUGAUUGAGGUUUACAGAGACUGGAGAUGGAGAAAUGAUCUGACAUAUGACUGGAGAUAUGAGUUUUAUAAAGACAGUGUAAUAUUAAAGAUGUCUGAUCAUUUCACUGAAACCAGAGACACUCUCACUAUCAGAGGAGUAACUACAUCUGAUCAGGGUCAGUACUGGUGUAGAGGACAGAUAAGAUCAGUCUCAUCACAACCAAACUUUGCUGUUUCUCUCUCAGUGAAAGAUUCACCCAGAUCUUCACUGACUGUGACUCCAGACAGAACUGUAUUCACUGGAGAGAGAGUCACUCUGAAGUGUGAGAUUGAGUCUUACAGUGACUGGAGAUAUGAGUUUUAUAAAGACAGUGUAAUACUAAACACGUCUGAUCAUUACACUGUAACCAGAGACACUCUCACUAUCAGAGGAUCUACUGAGUCUGAUGAGGGUCAGUACUGGUGUAGAGGACAGAGAGAAGAAAGACUACGAUCAUCUCAAUCAAACUCUGUUUCUCUCUCAGUGAAGGAUUUACCCGCAUCUAAAGUGACUGUGACACCAAAGAGUAUAUUCACUGGAGAGACAGUCAAUCUGACCUGUGUGAUCGAGUCUAAUCACAGUGACUGGAGAUAUGAGUUUUAUAAAGACAGUGUAAUACUAAACACGUCUGAUCAUUACACUGUAACCAGAGACACUCUCACUAUCAGAGGAUCUACUGAGUCUGAUGAGGGUCAGUACUGGUGUAGAGGACAGAGAGAAGAAACACCAUCAUUCUCACAGAAGAGUGACCGAAUCAAUCUGUCUCUUAAUGUGUCACGUUCAGAUCAGAUUUCUGUCUUCAACAUCCUCAGUUUUCUUCUGGCAGCUUGUCCGUAUCUGCUGUCGACGGUCGUGCUGCUGUUCAAAUACUUCAGAGAGAGAGGAGAGGAGCUGUCUUUCACGGACUUGGUCACUUUAAACAUCAAGCUAGAUAAUCUCAACAGACUCCCCAACAGUCUAAGAAAGUUUGGUACAAAACCCCGAAAUCAGCCAGGAUCACCAAGUCCCAGAAUCAUGAACCCAUGCAACGCGAUCUCUCACGGCUUCCUAAUGAAGAGAGGGAGAGGCGGCGUCAGAAUCACCUAUGUUUCUACUGCGGUGGAGCAGGACAGUGCAGCCUCUUCCACCUUGGUGAAUAUUGAACAUUUCUCGCUUCUCUCUAGUAGAACCCUAACAUUACCCUUCACCAUCCUAUCUAACGUCAAGUCCGUUAAUCUCAUGGCCAUGAUAGAUUCUGGAGCAGCUCUGAAUCCGAUCAAUCGUAAUAUCAUUGCUAAAUUUAACAUACCUGUACAACUCUGCACCCCACCCAUUAAGAUCAAAGCCAUUAAUAACGCCUUCACUGGUGAAGGGAUUGCACACCAAACCCAAACUAUCACGCUCCAGGUUUGCCUGUUCCAUCAGGAAUCUAUUUCCUUGUAUGUUGUGGAUUCCCCUAAGCAUGAAAUAAUUUUAGGCUUCCCCUAUCUAUUAACUCAUGCCCUUAAUAUUUCUUGGAUUGAUGGUAAACUAACAAGUUGGUCUACAUUCUGCUUUAACCAAUGUCUUCCCUGCAACCCCAUAUCAUGUCUUACGACCAGUGUGGAGAAACCAGAAACCAGCCAGUCUGUAAAAUUCCCUUCCUGUUAUCAAGAUCAGUUUGAAUUGUUCAGCAAAACCAAGGUAAUGCAGUUACCUCCACACAGACCUAGAGAUUGCGCCAUAGACCUUCUCCCCAAUGCCAUGCCACCCAGAAGUAAGGUAUACCCAUUGUCCAGAACAGAAAACCAAGCCACGGAGGAGUACAUUACUGAAGCACUACAAUCGGGAUUCAUUCAUCCAUCUACCUCUCCCGCCACUGCUGGUCUCUUCUUUGUUGAGAAAAAGGAUGGUGGACUCAGGCCUUGCAUUGACUACAGGGGAAUCAACAAUGUCACUGUCAAGUUUCGCUAUCCCUUAUCUUUAGUCCCAUUUGUUCUAAAACAACUACGAGAAGCUACCAUCUACACAAAAUUGGAUUUGAGAAGUGCAUACAACUUGAUCAGAAUCAAGGAAGUGCUGAUGUUCUUCAUCGAUGCUGGAUUCACUCAAGAGAAACCAAAACCAGUUUUGAAGGUGACUCCGGAUCAGAGUGUGUUCAGAGGAGAGACAGUCACUCUCAGAUGUGACAUACAGACAGAAAACAUUCAGUGGACAUACAGCUGGUUUAAAGAUGGACACCUUUACUAUCCAACAGCAGCAGAGAUCAGUUUCACAGCUGAUUAUGUGUCUGUCAGUGAAUACAGAUGUAGAGGAGAGAGAUCAGACUCACAGAGAUCAUCAGACACCAGUGAUGCUGUGAAACUGACUGUAUCAGAUUCACCCAGAUCUUCACUGACUGUGACUCCAGACAGAACUGUAUUCACUGGAGAGAGAGUCACUCUGAAGUGUGAGAUUGAGGUUUACAGAGACUGGAGUUGGAGAAAUGAUCCGACAUAUUACUGGAGAUAUGAGUUUUAUAAAGACAGUGUAAUAUUAAAGAUGUCUGAUCAUUUCACUGAAACCAGAGACACUCUCACUAUCAGAGGAGUAACUACAUCUGAUCAGGGUCAGUACUGGUGUAGAGGACAGAUAAGAUCAGUCUCAUCACAACCAAACUUUGCUGUUUCUCUCUCAGUGAAAGAUUCACCCAGAUCUUCACUGACUGUGACUCCAGACAGAACUGUAUUCACUGGAGAGAGAGUCACUCUGAAGUGUGAGAUUGAGUCUUACAGAGACUGGAGAAGUAGAAAUGAUCUGACAUAUUACUGGAGAAAUGACUGGACAUACUACCAGACACCUGACUGGAGAUAUGAGUUUUAUAAAGACAGUGUAAUACUAAACACGUCUGAUCAUUACACUGUAACCAGAGACACUCUCACUAUCAGAGGAUCUACUGAGUCUGAUGAGGGUCAGUACUGGUGUAGAGGACAGAGAGAAGAAACACCACAAUCAUCUCAAUCAAACUCUGUUUCUCUCUCAGUGAAAGAUUUACCCGCAUCUAAAGUGACUGUGACACCAAAGAGUAUAUUCACUGGAGAGGCAGUCAAUCUGACCUGUGUGAUCGAGUCUAAUCACAGUGACUGGAGAUAUGAGUUUUAUAAAGACAGUGUAAUACUAAACACGUCUGAUCAUUACACUGUAACCAGAGACACUCUCACUAUCAGAGGAUCUACUGAGUCUGAUGCGGGUCAGUACUGGUGUAGAGGACAGAGAGAAGAAACACCAUCAUUCUCACAGAAGAGUGACCGAAUCAAUCUGUCUUUUAAUGAAGCUUCAUCUUCUCUUCUGAUCUCUGGAGUGGGUUUGGGAUUGCUGUUCUUGUUCUUGUUCUUGAUCUUGAUCACUCUGCUGCUGCUCUGGAGAUUCAAGAAGAACAAAGAUCAGCAGGGUAAUAUUAACCAGACAUCAGUCCCAAAUCAGGCUCAACCAGAAAACUCUGCUCUACAGUCUGCAGAUCCUGAGCACAUUUAUGACGACGUGACUGCAGUGAAUAACAGACUCAACGAUGAUCCAGAGUCAUUUUAUAUGCUUACAUAUUCAGAGAUCACUGUUCAGAAAAAGACAUCUGUGGAUAAAGAUUAUCCCAUGGCCGAGUCAAAUGAAGUGACGUACUCAGAAGUCAGAACAAAAGGAAUGAAAUGCAAAAGCAAAGAUGCUGAUGCUGGAGUUGGUGAUGCAACAUAUGCUAUUGUUAGGAAGGGUAACCAAAAAAAAAAAAACAGCAACACUGUUACAAUUGUACAAUAAUUUUGUAACAGAAAUGCUAUAUAUACUUAUGACAGCAAGCUCACAGUUUACACUUGUAGCAGAUUGUGGCAUGUAUUGAACUGUAACUGGUCAGAAUGAGCUGAAAUCAGAGGUUUGUGUUAUUUGGCUGCAUCUUAUCUGUUUAAAGUGCAGACUACAAAGGAUUCUCAGCAGACACAGAAACGCUUGCAUUGCUUAAGAAAUCAACCCGAGUCAUGCUGCUUCUGCACAUGCUUCACUGAAAUACGAUAGACAUAUAUGCACUAUAUUAUCUGUAUAAUCUGCAAGCAAACAAAUCUAUCCAUGAUAUAUAGUAAAACUUUUACUAACAGUACAAAAUAUAGAAUAGAAUAAAACAAUAGUGCUAUUGGCACUUUUUUUAAUGUCUUACAAAAUAAUGCUUAUGUUUUUUAGUUAUUCAGAUGCAUGAAGAUUUUUA
This is a messenger RNA of Puntigrus tetrazona (Sumatra barb), 4627 nucleotides long. RefSeq lists its product as uncharacterized. Gene Ontology annotation, molecular function: transmembrane signaling receptor activity. The transcript has 19 exons. Gene Ontology annotation, biological process: cell surface receptor signaling pathway. Bases 1 to 4188 code for a protein of 1395 amino acids. NCBI's taxonomy places the organism in Eukaryota, Metazoa, Chordata, Actinopteri, Cypriniformes, Cyprinidae. The record is from RefSeq and is a predicted model, not a curated record.